GCGGCGCUGCUGGCGAGCCAGCACUGCGGCUGCGCGGCAGGGCCUAGCGGAGCCAGGCUUCGCUUUUCCUCCCCCCCGCUGACGAUGCCGCGGGCGAGCGCCUCGCUCCGCCACGCCGGCCGGCCGAGCCUGCAGGCUGAAGAGCUGGACCCGGAGGACGACGACGACGAGGAGGAGGAGGAGGCCGUGGCCGCGGCCGCCGGCGGCAGCAGCAGCAGCAGCAGCCGCUCCCAGACUCCGACCGCCUCGCAGGUUCAGCGCCACCUGUCCAAACUGACCCCGGCCGCCGUGGUCGACCGGAAGGUGAGCGAGGUGGUCCAGUACGUGCUGAUCAUGGAGCAGCGGAAAGUGCCGGUCAAGCGCAAGGACAUCACGAAGAACGUGCUGAAGGAGUACAGGUCCAUCUACUCGGAGAUCAUCCGGCGGACCGCCCGGACCUUCCGGCAGGUUUUCGGGAUGGAGCUGGUGGAGAUCGACACGAAGAACCACGCCUACAUUCUGGUGAACCGGCUGCCGAGGCGGGAGGGCGACCGCAUGAACUGGGGCCCCGCCACCCCGAAGACGGGCCUGCUGCUGGUGAUCCUCUCCAUCAUCUUCAUGAAGGGCAACGCGGUGAAGGACUCCCUGCUUUGGCACGCGCUGAAGAGGCUGCGGGUCGACCCCGCGGAGAGGCACGACGAUUUCGGCGACGUGAAGAAACUGGUCACGGAGGAGUUCGUCCGGCAGCGGUACCUGGAGUACUGCCGAGUGGCUCACACGGAUCCGGUGGAGUAUGAAUUCCGCUGGGGCGCCCGAGCUUUCAGAGAGACCUCCAAGAUGAAAGUGCUGGAGUUUGUGGCAAAGAUGCAUGACAACCAAGACCCCAAAACAUGGAACACCCAAUAUAAAGAGGCCCAACAGGAGGCAGCGUCCCUUGCGCAGUGAGUGCCCUCGGAGCCGGGUGCUUUCCCCCCCCCCCCUCUCAAGAAGCACCUGACUGCACAAACUCUCCUCAAACGGCGACAAAGCUUCCCUCUUUCAUCUCUGCUCUCCUCUCUUGCCACUGAGCCAUUGCGCUGAAUUAACAGAGACCAGCUCGUGAUGUGAGUGGUGCACAUAGGUUGUGAAAGAAAGUGCCCACUUUGCUUCUUACACAGCAGUGCAAUCGCCUCGCAAGCGAGAGGACCCGCGUUUGAUUCCCUGGCAGGGUG
Molecule: messenger RNA, 1190 nt
Organism: Callorhinchus milii (elephant shark)
Lineage: Eukaryota; Metazoa; Chordata; Chondrichthyes; Chimaeriformes; Callorhinchidae
Product: non-structural maintenance of chromosomes element 3 homolog
Exons: 1
Coding region: 85-924 (279 amino acids)
Cellular component (GO): nucleus
Source: RefSeq, a predicted model, not a curated record